Molecule: messenger RNA, 918 nt
Organism: Drosophila hydei
Lineage: Eukaryota; Metazoa; Arthropoda; Insecta; Diptera; Drosophilidae
Product: trypsin
Exons: 1
Coding region: 42-863 (273 amino acids)
Biological process (GO): proteolysis
Molecular function (GO): serine-type endopeptidase activity
Source: RefSeq, a predicted model, not a curated record
ACGGCUCGAUAAAGACAAUUGUAAACAGUUCCUCGGAAAUUAUGUUGCUGUACGGUCAGAAAGCCUCGAGCUUGUAUUUAAUUAUCUGUUGCCUAUUCUUUGGCUUCUGCCAUGUGUCGGCAGCUGUUGUCCGUUCCACCUCGGAUAACCUGAGUCCCAAUGGUCGAGUUGUGGGUGGCACAACGGCCUCUGUCAACAGCGCUCCUUAUGCGGUGUCUAUGCAGUAUCAAGGUACCCAUUACUGUGCUGCUAGCAUUUUGAAUGCCAACUGGUUGGUUACCGCUGCUCACUGUUUGACGAAUAGCGCCCAGGUCCUUGGAAGCACAUUGGUAGCGGGCAGCAAUGCAGUGCAAGGAACUGCUUCAACUACACAGAAACGUAGCAUUACUUACUUUGUCAUCAAUAAUCUGUAUACGGGCGGAACGGUGCCUUACGAUAUUGGCAUGGUUUAUACGCCUACUGCAUUCACAUGGACCGCUGCUGUCUCUCCUGUAAAUCUUCCCAAAUCCGGAGUAAUACCAACUGGUACUGCAAAUCUUUAUGGUUGGGGAAGCACCUCGACGACAAAUUCACCUUCGUACCCCAGUAAUUUGCAAGUUGCUGCAAAUAUUCCUAUCGUAAACGUCGCGCCCUGUGAAAAAGCUCUGGGUAAGGCUGUGCAUAACACUAAUAUAUGCACAGGUCCUUUGACUGGAGGCGUCAGCAUUUGUACCUCGGACUCGGGUGGACCAUUGGUGCAAGGCAACGUUUUGAUUGGCAUUGUGUCCUGGGGAAAGAUGCCAUGUGGACAGGCCAAUUCACCUUCUGUCUACGUUCAGGUGUCCUCGUUUAUAUCGUGGAUUUCAGCCAAUCAAAAGUUGUAAUUAGAUGUUUUUUUUAUAUACUAAAAAAAUAAAUACCUGCAAGUUAUAGUAUUUU